This is a messenger RNA of Ilex paraguariensis (yerba mate), 1402 nucleotides long. The record is from the annotation of a GenBank genome assembly. Lineage: Eukaryota; Viridiplantae; Streptophyta; Magnoliopsida; Aquifoliales; Aquifoliaceae.
AACAAGAACUAGAACGCCAAACAAAAAUCUCUCUCUCUCUCUCUCUCUCUCUCUCUCGUGAAUGUAUUGUAUUUGUAUACCUCCUGAAGUUUAACACACACAGAAUAAGAGGAUAUGGCUUUUAUUCUCUCAAAUCUCUCCCCAACUCUUCUUCAAUCUGUGGACAAACCCCUUAUUGUUAACCACGCGUCUCUCUCCUCUUCUCCUCCUCUUCCUCUUCCUCUUCCACCAACAAAUACAAUUGCAAAAACCUCCUUCUCCUCCUCCACUCUCUCUCCUCCUCCAGUUCGGGUUGCGCAGCUUAACCAAGCCCCAGGAGCUCCGAAUAAGCAGCACAGGAACGACUUCUACGUCAACCUUGGCCUGGCCGUCCGGACGCUCCGCGAAGACCUACCCUUACUCUUCACCAAAGACCUCAAUUACGACAUUUACCGGGAUGAUAUAACAUUUGUAGACCCACUCAACACGUUCACUGGAAUUGAAAACUACAAAUUGAUCUUCUGGGCAUUGAGAUUUCACGGUAGAAUUCUGUUUCGCGAGAUUUCGCUGGAGGUGCUUAGGGUUUGGCAGCCUUCUGAGAAUGUAAUUUUGAUCAGAUGGAACUUAAGGGGUGUCCCAAGGGUUCCUUGGGAAGCCAAUGGUCAGUUUCAGGGGACGUCGCGAUAUAAGUUGGAUCGAAAUGGGAAAAUUUACCAACACAAAGUCGAUAAUUUGGCAUUCAAUUUCCCCCAGUCAUUGAAACCGGCAGCUUCCGUGUUGGAUUUGGUUGCUGCGUGUCCGGCGAGUCCAAACCCUACAUUUUUGUGGGGUCCUAGCCCCUCGGAUAUGUAUUCCUCUUCGUGGGUCGAAUUUUAUCGGGCAGUGAGAGAGACUAUGAAUCAUGAAGCUUCUUUGGGUGCUCAAGAUUGCUUAGUUACAUGUUCAUAGUGGGCGUGGACGACCUACUUUUGGUAUUGUCAUGUAGCAUAAUGUAUACAAGCUACUUCAUUUCUAUAUGCUAGUCUACCACAUAUUGUGACACAUAUUCAUCAAUGGCUAAUCUUUGGUAAGAGGCACGGGUGUAUGUAUACAGGCAGGGAUGAUAAUGAGUUCAUGUACUUCUAUUGGUGGCAGUAGAGAAGCUUCAUCAUAUUUGGUGAGCUCAUACGGUUCAAAUAUGUAAGUAUACAAAAUUUUCUGUUACCAAAGAACUUUCUUUUUUUUCAUUUCAUGUUAUUUCAGGUAUGAACUUUUUAAUUUUCACUGCCAGUUGGUUAACUUUCUAGCAACCUGUGGUGUAUAAAGGGUAAAACGAAUGCCGAGAUACAUUUUAGCAAUUUGUAAUUCACAGUGAAACAAAACAUUCAAGAAUCAAGAGGAGUGCCUUUGGCAUUGUAGCCUUGAUCUUCUUUCUAUGGAGACC